Molecule: messenger RNA, 4683 nt
Organism: Otolemur garnettii (small-eared galago)
Lineage: Eukaryota; Metazoa; Chordata; Mammalia; Primates; Galagidae
Gene: PAPPA
Product: pappalysin 1
Exons: 22
Coding region: 1-4683 (1560 amino acids)
Molecular function (GO): metallopeptidase activity
Source: RefSeq, a predicted model, not a curated record
AUGAGUAAAAUAACAUCCACACCCUCGUAUGCAAAUGACAUGAGAAAAGACUGCUACACCACACUGUGUCAUCAGUGCCUCAAUGAAGGACUCAUUAAGGUGAAGCUGAAGAGAGUAGAGAGUGCAGAGCCCUAUGCAGAAAAGGACCAGGUGUGCUCCAUCGGGCGAGGCGAGCAGCUGCGCCUCCGGGCCGACCUCGAGCUGCCCCGGGACGCGUUCACGCUCCAAGUGUGGCUGCGAGCGGAGGGGGGCCAGAGGUCUCCGGCGGUGAUCACAGGGCUGUAUGACAAAUGUUCUUAUACCUCGCGUGACCGAGGAUGGGUCGUGGGCAUUCACACCGUCAGUGACCAAGGCAACAGAGACCCACGCUACUUUUUCUCCUUGAAGACAGACCGGGCCCGGCAAGUGACCACGAUCAAUGCUCACCGCAGCUACCUCCCAGGCCAGUGGGUAUACCUGGCUGCCACCUAUGAUGGGAAGCUAAUGAAGCUCUAUGUGAAUGGUGCCCAGGUGGCAACCUCUGGGGAGCAAGUGGGUGGCAUAUUCAGCCCGUUGACCCAGAAGUGUAAAGUGCUCAUGUUGGGGGGCAGUGCUCAGAAUCACAACUACCGGGGCUACAUCGAGCACUUCAGUCUGUGGAAGGUGGCCAGGAGUCAGCCCGAAAUACUAUCAGAUAUGGAAAUUCAUGGCCUCCACCCUCCUCUACCUCAGCUCCUCCUCCAGGAGAACUGGGACAAUGUGAAGCGCACCUGGUCCCCAAUGAAGGAUGGCAGCAGUCCCCAAGUGGAACUUAGCAAUGCCCAUGGCUUUCUGCUGGACACGAGUCUGGAGCCCCCUUUGUGUGGGCAAACAUUGUGUGAUAACAAAGAGGUGAUCACUAGCUACAACCAGCUCCCAAGUUUCCGCCGGCCCAAGGUGGUACGCUACCGCGUGGUCAACCUCUAUGAUGAUAACCAUGAGAACCCCACAGUGAGCCGCCAGCAGGUAGACUUCCAGCACCGGCAGCUGGCAGAAGCCUUUAAGCACUACAACAUCUCCUGGGAACUGGAGGUGCUGGAGGUGAACAACUCCUCCCUGCGUCACCGCCUGAUCCUGGCCAACUGUGACAUCAGCAAGAUUGGGGAUGAGAACUGCGACCCCGAGUGCAAUCACACACUGACUGGCCAUGAUGGUGGGGAUUGCCGCCACCUCCGCCACCCAGCCUUCAUGAAGAAACAGCAGAAUGGGAUAUGUGACAUGGACUGCAACUAUGAACGGUUCAACUUUGAUGGCGGAGAGUGCUGUGACCCUGACAUCACCGACGUCACUAAGACGUGCUUUGAUCCCGACUCUCCACACAGAGCCUACUUGGAUGUUAAUGAGCUGAAGAACAUUCUUAGACUGGAUGGAUCAACACAUCUCAAUAUUUUCUUUGCAAACUCCUCUGAGGAGGAGUUGGCAGGAGUAGCAACUUGGCCAUGGGACAAGGAGGCCCUAAUGCACUUAGGUGGCAUUGUCUUGAACCCGUCUUUCUACGGCACUCCUGGGCACACCCACACCAUGAUCCAUGAGAUUGGGCACAGCCUGGGCCUCUAUCACAUCUUCCGAGGCAUCUCAGAAAUCCAGUCUUGCAGCGACCCCUGCAUGGAGACAGAGCCUUCCUUUGAGACAGGAGACCUCUGCAAUGACACCAACCCAGCCCCCAAACACAAGUUCUGCGGUGACCCAGGGCCAGGGAAUGACACCUGUGGCUUUCAUAGCUUCUUCAACACUCCUUACAACAACUUUAUGAGCUACGCAGAUGACGACUGUACCGACUCCUUCACGCCCAAUCAAGUCGCCAGAAUGCACUGUUACCUGGACCUGGUGUACCAGAACUGGCAGCCCUCCAGGAAGCCGGCGCCUGUCGCUCUCGCCCCCCAGGUUGUGGGCCACACAACGGACUCUGUGACGCUGGAAUGGUUUCCACCCAUCGAUGGCCACUUCUUUGAAAGAGAAUUGGGAUCAGCAUGUGACCUUUGUCUGGAAGGGAGAAUCCUGGUGCAGUAUGCUUUCAACGCCUCUUCCCCGAUGCCCUGCGGCCCAUCGGGGCACUGGAGCCCUCGGGAAGCAGAAGGUCAUCCAGAUGUUGAACAGCCCUGUAAGUCCAGUGUCCGCACUUGGAGCCCAAAUUCAGCUGUCAAUCCACACACAGUCCCUCCAGCCUGCCCUGAGCCACAAGGCUGCUACCUUGAGCUGGAAUUUCUCUACCCCUUGAUCCCUGAGUCUCUGACUGUCUGGGUGACCUUUGUCUCCACUGACUGGGACUCUAGUGGAGCUGUCAAUGACAUCAAGCUAUUGACUAUCAGUGGGAAGAACAUCUCCCUGGGUCCUCAGAAUGUCUUCUGUGAUGUCCCACUGACCAUCAGACUCCGGGAUGUAGGUGAGGAGGUGUAUGGCAUCCAGAUCUACACACUGGACGAGCACCUAGAGAUUGAUGCGGCCAUGUUGACCUCCAUUGCAGACAGCCCGCUCUGCCUAGAAUGUAAGCCACUGCAGUACAAGGUGGUUCGCAACCCUCCUCUCCAAGUGGAUGUGGCCUCUACCCUACACCUCAAUAGGAGAUUCGUGGACAUGAAUCUAAAUCUUGGCAGUGUGUACCAGUAUCAGAUCAUAACUAUAUCAGGAACUGAAGAGAGUGAGCCAUCCCCUGCUGCCAUAUACAUCCACGGGAGCGGGUACUGUGGUGAUGGAGUUAUCCAGAAAGGCCAAGGUGAAGAAUGCGAUGACAUGAAUAAAAUCAAUGGUGAUGGCUGCUCCCUUUUCUGCCAACAAGAAAUUUCCUUCAAUUGCAUUGAGGAACCCAGCCGGUGCUAUUUCCAUGAUGGUGAUGGAGUAUGUGAGGAGUUUGAACGAAAAACCAGCAUUAAAGACUGUGGUGUCUACACGCCACAGGGGUUCCUGGACCAGUGGGCAUCCAAUGUGUCAGUAUCCCAUCAAGACCAGCAAUGCCCAGGCUGGGUUGUCAUUGGACAGCCAGCAGCAUCACAGGUGUGUCGAACCAAGGUGAUAGAUCUCAGUGAAGGCCUUUCCCAGCAUGCCUGGUAUCCUUGCACCAUCAGUUACCCCUACUCCCAGCUGGCUCAGACCACUUUCUGGCUCCGGGUAAGCCCAUGCCUCCAGGGUUUUGGAACCUCCAGCAGUGACCCACAAAACACACUGAGUCCCCUGACCCCAGGCGUCCAUGUCUUGAGCUGCAGAAACAAUCCCCUGAUUAUCCCUGUGGUCCAUGACCUCAGCCAGCCCUUCUACCACAGCCGGGCGGUACGUGUAAGCUUCAGUUCGCCCCUGGUUGCCAUCUCGGGGGUGGCCCUCCGCUCCUUCGACAACUUUGACCCUGUCACCCUGAGCAGCUGCCAGAGAGGGGAGACCUACAGCCCCACCGAGCAGAGCUGUGUGCACUUCACGUGUGAAGCGGCUGACUGCCCCGAGCUGGCUGUGGAGAAUGCAUCUCUCAAUUGCUCCAGCAGUGACCGCUACCAUGGUGCCCAGUGCACUGUGAACUGCCAAACUGGCUACGUGCUCCAGAUACAGCGGGACGAUGAGCUGAUCAAGACCCAGACGGGACCCAGUGUCACAGUGACCUGCACUGAGGGCAAGUGGAACAAGCAGGUGGUGUGUGAGCCAGUGGACUGUGGCGUCCCGGACCACCACCACGUCUACGCUGCAUCCUUCUCCUGCCCCAAGGGCACUACGUUUGGCCGCACAUGUUCCUUCCAGUGCCGUCACCCUGCACAGCUAAAAGGCAACAACAGCCAGCUCACCUGCAUGGAAGAUGGACUGUGGUCCUUCCCGGAGGCCCUCUGUGAGCUCAUGUGCCUCGCUCCACCUCCUGUGCCCAACGCCGACCUGCAGACUGCCCGGUGCCGAGAGAACAAGCACAAGGUGGGCUCCUUCUGCAAGUACAAGUGCAAACCUGGGUACCACGUGCCUGGAUCCUCCCGGAAGUCAAAGAAACGGGCCUUCAAGACUCAGUGUACCCAAGACGGCAGCUGGCAGGAGGGGGCGUGUAUUCCUGUGACCUGUGACCCACCUCCACCCAAAUUCCACGGGCUCUACCAGUGCACGAAUGGCUUCCAGUUCAACAGCGAGUGCAGGAUCAAGUGUGAAGACAGUGACGCCUCCCAGGGACGUGGGAGCAAUGUCAUACACUGCCGGAAAGAUGGCACCUGGAGUGGCUCCUUCCACGUCUGCCAGGAGAUGCAAGGCCAGUGCUCAGCGCCCAACCAGCUCAACAGUAACCUCAAACUGCAGUGUCCUGAUGGCUACGCCAUAGGGUCAGAGUGUGCCACCUCAUGCCUGGACCACAACAGUGAGCCCAUCAUCCUCCCAGUGAACGUGACUGUGCGUGACAUCCCCCACUGGCUGAACCCCGCACGGGUUGAGAGAGUCGUCUGCACUGCUGGGCUCAAGUGGUAUCCUCACCCUGCUCUGAUUCACUGUGUCAAAGGCUGCGAGCCCUUCAUGGGAGACAAUUACUGUGAUGCCAUCAACAACCGAGCGUUCUGCAACUACGAUGGUGGGGAUUGCUGCACCUCCACAGUGAAGACCAAAAAGGUCACUCCCUUCCCAAUGUCUUGUGACCUACAAGGUGACUGUGCUUGUCGGGACCCUCAGGCCCAAGAACAUAGCCGGAAAGACCUCCGGGGAUACAGCCAUGGCUAA